AUGGCUUUAUGCCGAUUCGCUUAUUCUCCCUGUUUCCCGAAAUACCCUCCCAAACACGUCAAAUUCCCUUGCCUGCCACUUUCUGCACACUCAUCUUCUUUGUCAUCAACGAUGGAAGCUCCUCUUGAAGGUUACCGCAGAAACGCUGGAAUCUGUCUCAUCAAUAACCACAAAAAGGUUUUUGUGGCUUCAAGGCUGGAUAAUCCCAAUUCAUGGAAAAUGCCCCAGGGUGGUAUUGAUGAAGGCGAGGAUCCGAGAAAUGCUGCUAUUAGGGAACUCAGAGAAGAAACUGGUGUUAUUUCAGCAGAAGUAAUUGCAGAGGCACCUUUCUGGUUAACUUAUGACUUCCCACCAAAAGUCAAGGAAAGAUUAAAUAUUCAGUGGGGAACUAGUUGGAAGGGGCAGACACAAAAAUGGUUUCUUUUUAAGUUCACCGGGCAAGAUCAAGAAAUCAAUCUUUUGGGUGAUGGUACUGAGAAACCUGAGUUUGGGGAAUGGUCAUGGAUAUCAGCGGAACAAGUCAUUGAUCUCACAGUGGAUUUCAGGAAGCCUGUCUACAAGGAAGUACUUGCUGCAUUUGCUCCACAACUCCAGUGA
Molecule: messenger RNA, 597 nt
Organism: Vicia faba (fava bean)
Lineage: Eukaryota; Viridiplantae; Streptophyta; Magnoliopsida; Fabales; Fabaceae
Source: the annotation of a GenBank genome assembly